AUGUCAACUAAUACAAAAAUAUUAAAUACGCAUAAAUUUAUAACUGAAGACUAUAGUCAGUCUUUAGACGUAUGGGAAAUUGGUAUUUAUUUUUCUUUAAUUUGUUUAUUUAGCAAACUGUACUCACAGUUCUUAUCUGACUCCUUCUGGUCUUUUCCUGAUUUCAGAAUCCUAGAUGAGGAUCAGCUUCGGACAGAAUGCUUUGUCAACAUGGACAUUCCUAGUAAAACUUUAUCCGAUUUAGUAAGGCAAACUGGUGCUACAAGUCCUAUUAGUCCAAAAUUACAGGCCAUUAUGGAAUGUAUGGAAUAUUUAGGAUAUGAAACAAAGAAAAAUUUGACACCAUAUCAUCCGAAAUUGGUUUAUCUGCUGAGCGGGAAGUCUUAAUUUUAUUACACAUGUACAACGCUUUUAACAAUAAAAUGAAUUCUUUGUUAUUGUUCUUAAUUUGUUCAUUGUAAAUUUAAAUGAAUGUUUUGUAUAUUAUCUCUAUUAAUAAAUAUAUAUAUAUACUGUAAGUUAUAUACAUCAAU
Rhizophagus irregularis DAOM 181602=DAOM 197198 is the source of this 533-nucleotide messenger RNA. The record is from RefSeq and is a predicted model, not a curated record. Lineage: Eukaryota; Fungi; Glomeromycota; Glomeromycetes; Glomerales; Glomeraceae.